AUGAUUCAGGUGUGAAGUGAUCAGAGCAAAUUAGAAAUGGGUCUAAAGGCUCUUCUUCCUUUCUCUCCCCCCUCAUAUAAAUAUGUCCCCAAUCCGAUGCCUACUUAUUCUUCUACCAUUAACAUCAGAGGAGCUUCUGCCACUGUGGUUUCUGUGAAAGCACAGGGCGAGAAAAAUAAUCAGAAGAAGGAAGAAGAAAGCAAACCCAAGAAGGAACAGUCCUUGUUGGGUAGCGUGAUGGAUGCUCUGGAUUUCUCCCAGGUCCGAUCAGAGAAGGACGCAGAGCUCCUUCAGGAGGCUAGAGAAACCACCCAGUCUGGUGAGAGGAUGACAAAAGAACAGUACGGAGCUCUGAGAAGGAAGAUUGGAGGGACAUACAAAGACUUCUUCAAGUCAUAUGUCGAAGUGGAUGGGGAGUAUGUUGAGGAAGGAUGGGUAGACAAAACAUGCAAAGUUUGCAAAAAGGACACAAAUAAUGAGCCAAGACAGGUUGAUAAGCUGGGAAGAUACGUUCACAUCGCUUGUUUGAAUAACAAAUCUCAAUCCCCAAACUUUUUUACUAAGCUAUUCUCCCUCUGACCAAUUACAAUAUUGUUGUUGUUAUACUAUUUUUAAUCCAUUUUGCUUAUAAUAUCAAGAAUCAUAUUACGGUUUUUA
Messenger RNA from Impatiens glandulifera, 657 nucleotides. RefSeq lists its product as uncharacterized. The record is from RefSeq and is a predicted model, not a curated record. The transcript has 2 exons. Gene Ontology annotation, biological process: positive regulation of DNA-templated transcription; chloroplast organization. NCBI's taxonomy places the organism in Eukaryota, Viridiplantae, Streptophyta, Magnoliopsida, Ericales, Balsaminaceae. Bases 37 to 579 code for a protein of 180 amino acids.